Messenger RNA from Apus apus (common swift), 2351 nucleotides. RefSeq names its product family with sequence similarity 13 member C (gene FAM13C). The record is from RefSeq and is a predicted model, not a curated record. The transcript is spliced from 15 exons. The coding region runs from base 66 to 1931 and encodes 621 amino acids. Lineage: Eukaryota; Metazoa; Chordata; Aves; Apodiformes; Apodidae.
UUUGUGCAUAUGUUCCCACAACUGAGAAGGAUACAGGGAGCCUGCCUGCCUUGCUUACUUAUCUGAUGUUUUCUUGUUUCUGUUUCAGCAUUCAGGAUAGCUCCUUCAACACGACAGCUUUACCAGAAGUUGAUGAUAACAAAGAAAAUUAUCCGGACAAUGCUGCUGUCUUAGAGGAAAAGCAACUGCCUCUGCAAGAUACUCAGCAGCACCAGCAGCAGGUUGUCAUUGACAACGCUCUAAAGCCUGAAAUGGGCAACUUAAAGCUAAGAAAACCUAGGCCCAUUGCAAAGCUAGAAAAUGGAAAAAGCCAUGAGGAAAGUCAGGAGCUGGAAAGUGCAUUGCCAGGCCUCUCAGAGUGGCAAGGGAAGGCUCGAUCCUCAGCUAAGGACUCUGCACAGAACAUGGCUUUAAGAAGCCAGGAAGCAAUCGUGAGAAGGCAACCAAGAAUAGAUCAGAACACAUGCAUUUCACCAAAAGAAGCUACUGAGCAAUUUUACAGCUUAAAUGAGAAUUCUUUGUUGAAGCUACAAGCCCUUGAAACCGAUCUGUGCUCUGCAUUUCUGCCAACCCAGGAAGAAACUCCUCAGCUGCCAGCACCCAAGGAUCCAUCCCCUUCAUCAGUCCAAACCAGUGGCCAAGCUGAUGGGGCCAGUUGUGGAGAGCAAUAUCACUUCAUUUCUCCUAUUAUUGAUUUUAAUUUAAUGCAUCAGCAGAGAGAUAGCGAAGAGCCUCUGCCAGCCCACAGAGACUGGCAGAAUGACAUGGACAGCAGCCCACAGGAACAUCACUCCCUGGGGAGCAGUCGACUGCUGUAUCACAUUACAGAUGGAGACAACCCUCUUUUGUCACCACGCUGCUCUAUCUUUAGCCAAAGCCAGAGAUUUAAUCUAGACACAGAGUCUGCACCUUCUCCACCAAGUGCUCAACCUUUCAUGAUGCCAAGGAGUUCUUCUAGAUGUAACUGUGAAGAGUGCAAAGAACCUCAAACAAUAGCACAACUUACCAAGCAUCUUCAGAGUCUCAAGAAAAAGAUUAGGAAAUAUGAAGAAAAGUUUGAGCAAGAAAAAAAAUAUCUGCCUUCACAUGGUGACAAGACUUCCAAUCCUGAAGUUCUGAAAUGGAUGAAUGAUUUGGCCAAAGGUCAUAAGCAGCUCAGAGAGCUGAAACUCAAAAUGUCAGAAGAACAAAACUGUACCUCUAGAGCACCCCAAAGAAAUGGUCAUUGUGAAAGCACUGGGACCUCUAAUGAGGCUGAGACACAAGAGGCCACAAGCAUGGAACCAUCCUCAGUAGAAGAAACCAUGGACAGCGUAUUGAGAAGAUUAAAGGAGAAAAGACAACACUUUAACCUUCCUGAAGCUAUCAAGGUAACUAAGCAAGAAAAGAGUCUCAUGAAACCUCUUUACGACAGAUACAGAAUUAUCAAGAAACUUCUCGCGACUCCAUCUUUGAUCACAACAAUUCAGGAGGAGGAAGACUCAGAUGAAGACCAUUCUCAAAACAGCCAUGAGUUGUCAUCUGGCCCAGUAUCUUGCCUUCCUGUUGAUGAGCACCUGUGUUACGCUCAGGAGGAGAGUGAGCCUGCCUAUGUGUCACCUCUGGAUGAAAAGAAAGGUUUCAGGCAAACAGCCUUGUCUAUGUCCAAUUUACAUGAGGCAACAAUGCCUGUCCUGCUUGAACAUCUCAGAGAGACAAAAGCAGAUAAGAAAAGGCUUCGUAAAGCUCUGAGAGAGUUUGAGGAACAAUUCUACAAGCAGACAGGAAGGAGUCCUCAGAAAGAAGAUCGGGUGCCGAUGGCCGAGGAAUACUCUGAAUACAAGCACACAAAAGCCAAAAUCAGGCUCUUGGAAGUUCUCAUCAUUAUGCUAGCUGGGAUGAGAGAGGACAGCAAUAUGCAAGAAUACUACGCACGGGUGAGUGGACUAUAGUAUAUCUAUUUUUUCCUUUUGAAAAAGCCUUGAAGUGCACUGUGAGAAAGUUAGAAAUUAAAAGGACACUGAAGUAUUGUAGAGUCUCAGUUUGACCUGCUUUUUAGAUUUAAAAAGUGUGAGGACAUGCUUUCCAGGAUUUUAGUCCAUGGUAAUGUACCACCCAUUUCUUUCCAGAAUUAACAUGCACUAUAAUUAAAUAUUAAUAUCAGUUCUCAGUCUGCUUAUUCACUAGAUUAAAAGACACAUGAGCUUAAAACAAAUGAAAGAAAAACUCAUGGGCAAAUGCUAUAUUUCAAAAUAGAGUUGCCACUCAAUUCUAAUAGGUUCAAACAAAGCUGCCUAUGCAACAAAAGAUAGAAAGAAAGAAGGACCUGGGUGGAGCUGCUUUUUUUUUUUUUUUUUUUUUUUUUUUUUUUU